This is a messenger RNA of Hipposideros armiger (great roundleaf bat), 1436 nucleotides long. It is a transcript of the gene AP1S1, whose product is annotated as adaptor related protein complex 1 subunit sigma 1. The transcript has 5 exons. Lineage: Eukaryota; Metazoa; Chordata; Mammalia; Chiroptera; Hipposideridae. Gene Ontology annotation, biological process: vesicle-mediated transport; intracellular protein transport. The record is from RefSeq and is a predicted model, not a curated record. The coding region runs from base 98 to 580 and encodes 160 amino acids. Gene Ontology annotation, cellular component: membrane coat; AP-1 adaptor complex. Gene Ontology annotation, molecular function: clathrin-cargo adaptor activity.
GGGAUUCCAGCCCUGGUAAUAUCCGUGGAGAGAACUGCAGGGAGAAGGCGAUAACUCCAGGAUGUGGCCUGGACCCCCUGGAACUGGGUAGCUAGGGAUGCACGAGAUGCGAUUCAUGCUGCUGUUCAGCCGGCAGGGAAAGCUGCGGCUGCAAAAAUGGUACCUGGCCACAUCAGACAAAGAGAGAAAGAAGAUGGUUCGGGAGCUUAUGCAGGUUGUUCUUGCUCGCAAGCCCAAGAUGUGCAGCUUCCUAGAGUGGAGGGACCUCAAAGUCGUCUAUAAGAGAUAUGCCAGCCUCUACUUCUGCUGCGCCAUCGAGGGCCAAGACAAUGAGCUCAUCACACUGGAGCUGAUCCACCGAUAUGUGGAGCUCCUGGACAAAUACUUCGGCAGCGUAUGCGAGCUGGACAUCAUCUUUAACUUUGAGAAGGCCUACUUCAUCUUGGAUGAGUUUUUGAUGGGCGGUGAUGUCCAGGACACCUCCAAGAAGAGUGUGCUGAAGGCUAUUGAGCAGGCCGACCUGCUGCAGGAGGAGGAUGAGUCGCCUCGAAGUGUGCUGGAGGAGAUGGGUCUGGCAUAGCCCCCACCCGGGCCACGUGGAGAUGUGGGGAGCUGGUGGAGAGGCAGGGCACGAGUGGCCCUUUUCUGGGUAGGACUCGGCUGCCCCUCCUCUGCUGCCUCACCUUCUUUUGGAGUGAGCUGUGGGCUCAGGACCCUCAAACAUUCCCUCCCUCCACCUCUUAUCUCCUCUUUCCCCUUUUCACACUGAAGGUUUUCAGAGCUAGGAGGCAGGAAAAUGUGACCAAGACAGGGGUGCUAUUUGGCUUUCAUUCCCUGCCUUUGAAGAACUAAUGUUACCCCAAACGUCCUUCCCUCCCUUAUAACUGUAAAUAUAUAUAAAUACGUCAGGUUAAAGGGAAAAUGUUUUCAGGGCUCUUCUCUUCUCCCUGCCCCAUAACCUACCUCCACCCCUCCCUGCAGCCAGCCAGGGCAGCUUCUCUGCCUGGAAGGGUGGCAUCUGUGUAGUGAGAGGGCUGUCCUUCCCUCAUCUGCCCUUCCUUCUUGGCUGCAGUAGGGCCUGUGCCCAAUGCCCGAGGAGGAAAAACAUAGUUAAUUUUUUUCUAACCUUACCACUUUGAGGGGAGGGAAGGCUGGGGGAAGGGCCGGCUUCAUGGGAGAUUGGGUCCUGUCCCUUACUCCAUGUUCUGGGUGAGGCGGGAGCUAAGGGGGUGGGGUGGGGAAUUGUCUGACUAUUUCAUUUUCUCUGAAAUAAAAGGAAAAGCAUUUCUGGACUUUGCCUGCCUGAGACUCUUGUGAAAGAAGGCAGGGCUGCUGGGCUGUCAGGAAGGGAAGGGAACACUGUACAUUCAACUCUUCCCCAAAACUGGGGUUGCCAGAUUUAGGGUCCAAAAAAAGAGGAUACCCAGUUAGAUUUG